Molecule: messenger RNA, 1100 nt
Organism: Austrofundulus limnaeus
Lineage: Eukaryota; Metazoa; Chordata; Actinopteri; Cyprinodontiformes; Rivulidae
Product: extracellular calcium-sensing receptor-like
Exons: 2
Biological process (GO): G protein-coupled receptor signaling pathway
Cellular component (GO): plasma membrane
Molecular function (GO): G protein-coupled receptor activity
Source: RefSeq, a predicted model, not a curated record
CCUGUCUGCUGCUUUGACUGUGUACUAUGUGACAGCGGCAAAAUUAGCAAUCAGACAAAUUCAAUAGAUUGUAAGUUUUGCCCUGAUGAUUUCUGGUCAAGCCAAGACAGAACUGCCUGCAUCCCAAAGAGGGUGGAGUUCUUGACCUAUGACUCCUUGGGUAUUGCCCUGACAGUGAUCUCUGUAGUGGGUGCUUGUCUGACCAUAGGUGUUUUAGUUGUGUUCUUCUACCACAAAAACACACCAAUUGUCCGUGUGAAUAACUCAGAACUCAGCUUCUUUAUUCUGUUGUCCUUGACAUUGUGUUUCCUAUGUUCUCUUGUUUUCAUUGGAGAGCCAACGUUUUGGUCCUGCAUGCUUCGUCACACUGCCUUUAGCAUCACAUUUUCACUUUGCAUCUCCUGCAUCCUGGGAAAGACUCUUGUGGUGUUGGCUGCUUCCACGGCUACCAGGCCAGGGGACAACAUUAUGAGGUGGUUUGGACCCAAUCAGCAGCGAGCUAUCAUCUUUAGCUGCACUCUUAUCCAGAUGGUAAKCUGUGCUGCCUGGCUUAUUGAUGCUCCACCUUAUCCAUCUAGAAACACCAAAUAUGAACGCUCAAAGAUUAUUCUAGAAUGCAGCGUUGGAUCUAGCUUUGCAUUUUGGUGUGUGUUAGGUUAUAUUGGUCUGCAGGCAUGUCUCUGCUUUGUACUAGCGUUUCUGGCUCGAAAGUUGCCCGGCAACUUCAAUGAGGCUAAGUUUAUCACAUUUAGCAUGUUGAUCUGCGCUGUGUGGCUGGCAUUUAUACCUGCCUACUUAAGCUCUCCUGGAAACUAUGCAGAUGCAGUGGAGUCAUUUGCCAUUUUGGCCUCCAGCUUUGGCUUGUUGUUCUGCCUGUUUGCUCCAAAGUGUUACAUUAUUUUACUCAAGCCAGAAAAAAAUACAAAACAACAUCUAAUGGGAAAGGAAAAGACAUAACACAUUACAUCUUGUUUAAAAAAAUGACAUUUAUAAUAAUUCAUUAWUAUUUUAUAUAGUCAAUUUCAAAUAUUAUUUUGUUGUAUUUUUUCCAUGUAAAUUAUAAAUUACUUUACAAUGUGUUUUGGUUUUGUAAAAUUAGC